ACCUUCCUGACGACAUAUCCGGUGCAUGCUGGAAAUGUGUACCUCGCAAAUUUGCCUGAGUCAGUGUUUGGUGUGAAAAUACAAGGAUGGUGACAGAAGGGCCUGAGCAGAUGCAGAUGGAUGUAGAGGAUGGGAAGGGAGGCACAGGCCUGCGCCAGUACUAUCUGUCUAAAAUCGAAGAAUUACAGCUGGUUGUGAAUGAGAAGAGUCAGAACCUGAGACGUCUACAGGCCCAGCGAAAUGAGCUCAAUGCAAAAGUGCGCUUGUUACGAGAAGAGCUACAGCUGCUUCAGGAGCAGGGAUCCUACGUAGGAGAGGUGGUAAGGGCCAUGGAUAAAAAGAAGGUCCUGGUUAAGGUGCAUCCAGAAGGGAAGUUUGUAGUGGACGUUGAUAAGAACAUUGACAUUAAUGAUGUGACUCCAAACUGCAGAGUAGCCCUGCGAAAUGACAGUUACACUCUUCACAAAAUCCUUCCAAACAAAGUCGAUCCCCUUGUGUCACUGAUGAUGGUAGAGAAAGUUCCAGACUCCACAUAUGAGAUGAUUGGCGGUCUUGAUAAACAGAUCAAAGAGAUUAAGGAGGUGAUUGAGCUUCCCGUGAAACACCCAGAGCUGUUCGAAGCUCUGGGCAUUGCACAGCCUAAGGGUGUGCUGCUUUAUGGUCCCCCUGGAACAGGAAAAACGCUGUUAGCCAGAGCUGUUGCCCAUCACACAGACUGCACCUUCAUCAGGGUAUCUGGCUCGGAGCUUGUGCAGAAAUUCAUUGGAGAAGGUGCUCGAAUGGUCCGUGAGCUGUUUGUCAUGGCUAGAGAACAUGCUCCUUCCAUUAUUUUCAUGGAUGAGAUAGACUCCAUUGGCUCUUCACGACUAGAAGGUGGUUCGGGAGGAGACAGCGAGGUUCAGCGCACUAUGCUUGAACUGCUGAACCAACUAGAUGGCUUUGAAGCAACAAAAAAUAUUAAGGUGAUCAUGGCUACCAAUCGAAUUGACAUUUUGGAUUCAGCACUACUCCGGCCAGGUCGAAUUGAUAGAAAAAUUGAGUUUCCUCCUCCAAAUGAAGAGGCUCGACUAGAUAUUCUCAAGAUUCAUUCUAGAAAAAUGAAUUUGACACGUGGCAUCAAUUUGCGCAAGAUUGCAGAACUAAUGCCAGGGGCAUCUGGAGCAGAAGUGAAGGGUGUAUGUACAGAGGCUGGCAUGUAUGCUUUAAGAGAAAGGAGAGUUCAUGUUACACAGGAGGACUUCGAAAUGGCAGUGGCUAAGGUGAUGCAGAAAGACAGUGAAAAGAACAUGUCCAUAAAGAAGUUGUGGAAGUAGACAUUUUCUACAAAGGAACUACUCUGGAAACAUUACAAAUAAUUUGGACUGCAGUAUUUUUCAUGAUUUAAUAAAGUAUGUCUGUGUAUUUCA
Protopterus annectens (West African lungfish) is the source of this 1406-nucleotide messenger RNA. It is a transcript of the gene PSMC5, whose product is annotated as proteasome 26S subunit, ATPase 5. Gene Ontology annotation, biological process: proteasome-mediated ubiquitin-dependent protein catabolic process. Gene Ontology annotation, cellular component: proteasome regulatory particle, base subcomplex. Lineage: Eukaryota; Metazoa; Chordata; Ceratodontiformes; Protopteridae. The transcript is spliced from 12 exons. Bases 87 to 1313 code for a protein of 408 amino acids. Gene Ontology annotation, molecular function: ATP binding; ATP hydrolysis activity; proteasome-activating activity. The record is from RefSeq and is a predicted model, not a curated record.